This is a messenger RNA of Anoplopoma fimbria (sablefish), 1330 nucleotides long. It is a transcript of the gene hmces, whose product is annotated as 5-hydroxymethylcytosine binding, ES cell specific. The transcript is spliced from 7 exons. Bases 133 to 1230 code for a protein of 365 amino acids. The record is from RefSeq and is a predicted model, not a curated record. NCBI's taxonomy places the organism in Eukaryota, Metazoa, Chordata, Actinopteri, Perciformes, Anoplopomatidae. Gene Ontology annotation, biological process: DNA damage response. Gene Ontology annotation, molecular function: single-stranded DNA binding.
ACGUGUAGCAGUCUACACGCUGAUAGCUGUAAUACAGCUCAACUUUAUCAUUUAUGUAAUACAGCUCAACUUUAUCAUUCAUUUCAGAACACACAGGAGCAGGCGGCUGAAAAGCUCUAUUUUGGGCUAAAAAUGUGUGGAAGAACCGCGUGUACGCUUGCUUCAGACGAGGUGAGCCGAGCCUGCUCCUACAGAAACCGGGGAGGGCAGCGGAGACAGCCCCGCUGGAGGGAUGGAGACGCGGACAAAUACCGACCGUCUUACAACAAGAGCCCCACGUCCAUGAGUCCCGUCCUGCUGUCCCAGAGGCAUUUUGACAAGAAUGCUCCUAUUGAUGAGUGUGUGUUGGCCUCCAUGCGCUGGGGUCUGGUACCAUCCUGGUUCAAGGAGAAUGACCCGAGAAAGAUGCAAUACAGCACCAACAACUGCCGCAGUGAAAAUAUAUUGGAGAAGAAAACUUACAAGGACCCCUUGAUAAAAGGGCAGCGCUGCGUCAUCCUGGCUGAUGGCUUUUAUGAGUGGAAGAGGCAGGCAAAAGACAAGCAGCCUUUCUUCAUAUACUUUCCUCAAACCAAGGGAACCAGUCAGGAGAAAAAGGAGGAUGAGGAUGACCCCAUGACCUCAGCGGGCAAUAAGGACAAUUCAGAGACAGUGUGCCCUACAGAGGAGGCCUCCCUGAGUGUUGAUCAGGGAGGAGAAGCACUAGCUGAGUGGACGGGAUGGAAGCUGCUGACUAUGGCUGGACUGUUUGACUGCUGGACACCUCCAGGUGGCGGAGAACCGCUUUACACAUACAGUGUAAUCACUGCGAACUCUUCCCAAAACCUGGAAAGCAUCCAUGAUAGGAUGCCAGCUGUCCUGGAUGGAGAGGAAGAAGUGAGAAAAUGGCUGGAUUUUGGGGAAGUGAAGUCUCUGGACGCCAUGAAACUGCUCCAGUCUAAAAACACUUUGACGUUUCACCCCGUCUCUUCACUAGUAAACAACUCUCGCAACAACUCUCCAGAGUGCCUUCAGCCAGUGGAUCUUAACAGCAAAAAGGAGCCUAAACCCACAGCAAGCAGUAAGAUGAUGAUGAGCUGGCUGAAGAGCAGUGAACCUUCAAAGAGGAAGGAGCCAACCACAUGUGAGAGUAAAGAAGAGCAAGAAAGCGAGGCAGAGGCUCAGUGCAAGUCUACAGGAGCACUUCAGCAGUGGCUUCAGGGGGCCAAUAAGAAAACAAGAACCAAAUGAAGAUAAGAACUGGGACUGAAAGCUCUGCUGUUAAAAGACCAUUUAGGCAUUAUUUAUUCCACUUAACUAUUUUGACAGCUGUGAGAAAAACAUGCUUUUG